AUGGGCGUGGCCUGUGGUGGGCGUGGCUUCACGGCGGAGUUUGAGCGGCAGUUUGAGCGGCAGGUGGCGUCGCUGCGCGCCGCGGCCGCCUCGGGGGACGGCGACUUCGCGGUGUCGCAGGCGGAGCUGUCGUCGCGACAGGCGAUGCUGGAGAACGCCUCCGACAUCAAGCUGGAGAAGUUCAGUAUCUCGGCUCACGGGAAGGAACUUUACGUCAACGCCGACCUCAACAUCGUGGCCGGGCGCCGCUACGGCCUGGUGGGGCCCAACGGGAAGGGGAAGACGACGCUGCUGAAGCACAUCGCCAACAGAGCCCUCAACAUCCCCCCCAACAUCGACGUGCUGCUCUGUGAGCAAGGUGUGUACGAGGAGCUGCGGGCCACAGGUGCGGCGGCGGCCGAGGCCAAGGCGCGGCGGAUCCUGGCCGGGCUCGGCUUCACCCCCGAGAUGCAGAACAGGAGCACCCGGAAAUUCUCGGGGGGGUGGAGGAUGAGGGUGUCCCUGGCCAGGGCUCUGUUCCUGGAGCCGACGCUGUUGAUGUUGGACGAGCCCACCAAUCACCUGGACCUGAACGCCGUCAUCUGGCUCAACAAUUACCUGCAGGGCUGGAAGAAAACGCUGCUGGUGGUGUCGCACGACCAGGGGUUCCUGGACGACGUCUGCACCGACAUCAUCCACCUGGAUUCCCAGAGGCUGCACUACUACCGCGGGAAUUACAUGACCUUUAAGAAGAUGUACCAGCAGAAACAGAAAGAGCUGAUGAAACAAUUCGAGAAGCAGGAGAAGAAACUGCGAGACCUCAAAGCCGGGGGGAAAUCCACCAAGCAGGCGGAGAAGCAGACCAAGGAGGCUCUGACGCGGAAGCAGCAGAAGUGUCGGCGGCGGGCGCCGGACGAGGCCUCGGCCGAGGCUCCGGAGCUGCUGCGGAAACCUCGGGAAUAUUCCGUGCGCUUCACCUUCCCCAACCCGCCCCCCCUGAGCCCCCCCAUCCUCGGCCUGCACGGCGUGGAUUUUGGCUACGAGGGCCAGGAGCUGCUGUUCCGCAACCUGGAUUUUGGGAUCGACAUGGAAUCCCGAGUUUGCAUCGUGGGCCCCAACGGGGUGGGGAAGAGCACCCUGCUGCAGCUGCUGACCGGGGCCCUGACACCG
Messenger RNA from Pseudopodoces humilis (Tibetan ground-tit), 1149 nucleotides. NCBI's taxonomy places the organism in Eukaryota, Metazoa, Chordata, Aves, Passeriformes, Paridae. The record is from RefSeq and is a predicted model, not a curated record.